Messenger RNA from Agrilus planipennis (emerald ash borer), 764 nucleotides. RefSeq lists its product as uncharacterized. The transcript is spliced from 2 exons. Lineage: Eukaryota; Metazoa; Arthropoda; Insecta; Coleoptera; Buprestidae. The coding region runs from base 87 to 758 and encodes 223 amino acids. The record is from RefSeq and is a predicted model, not a curated record.
AAUGGAAAGUGUUUUUGUAGAGAAAGUUUAAUCAAUAAAGAAAGAAGAUCAAACGUUUGAUCAAUAAGACAUGGUAAAUUUUCAUAAUGACACAAAAAAACGAAAUAAAAAUUCGUAAGUUGUCCGAAGUUACUGGUGUACCAUCUGAAAAGAGCAACACACCAGAAGCUCUGAAGAAAUUGAUGGAAUUUGUGCCUAAUUUUGAUGUAGACAGUGAUGAUUCUGAUACAAGUGAAAUAGCUGAUCUGUUCGAACAGUUUCACAAAGACAGCUUUUUAGUAAAGAGACCUGGUCAAAAACGAUUAAAAAAGGACGAAGCCGCUAAAAUGACCAUGAAAGCUUUUACAAAUGAUUAUAAGAGAGUUAUGGAAGAACUUAGAAAAGAACAACAGAUAGGAGAUAAUAUGGUUUACGAGGAUCCCAACGACGAUUUUGCGGAAUUAAAGAAAUUAAAAACCGAUUUCCAACAAUUUGAAGAAAUAGAAAAAUUGCCAGUAAAUGGAGAACUUAUUGCUCCUCAAGAAAAUUGCCAACAACAAUGUUUGGCACGUAACGACUUUAUAUCCGACAUGUGGUCAUUACUUGAAAGACACCGAGAAGACCAAAAGUUUGUGAUAACACCUCCAUGGUAUGACGCAUAUAGACAAGAGCAGCCUCAUUGGAGCGAAAGGCCUUUUAUAGCCUGGAGUGUGGUUGACGAAGCGAAACAAAAAUGUGAAAAAUGGCUAAAGAAAAUUGAAGAAGACAAAAAUAAAUAGGUGGUA